Caenorhabditis elegans is the source of this 463-nucleotide messenger RNA. RefSeq names its product Cystatin domain-containing protein (gene K12H6.4). The transcript is spliced from 3 exons. Lineage: Eukaryota; Metazoa; Nematoda; Chromadorea; Rhabditida; Rhabditidae. Bases 12 to 413 code for a protein of 133 amino acids. The record is from RefSeq and is marked reviewed.
AUCAUUCAACGAUGACAUCUCCAACUACCAUCCUUCUGCUCCUGGCUCUGGCAAGCUUCUCCUCCGCAUUGAUAUCUCCCGAAGAAAAAAUGCAAAAGAUUGCCAAAAGAACCAUCAAUAUGGCGAUAGGUUGCCUUGAACAGCGUAAAGAUGAAUGUCUUUACAAAUUGUUCCGAAAGGGAGCCGAUGUCGACAAUCUGAAAAGAUACCCAAUCAUGGAAUCGGAAAUUAAAAAGUUUUCGAUCAAAGGCAACACAGCUGAAGCCUUGGUUUACCUGGAAAGUCAAUAUGAGAGAGGUUAUUACGUAUACCUCUUGCUCGAUGAGAAUAAACAGUUGCCGGGUCUUUUCCGAAUUUACAGUGUCCACAAAUGUGUCACUGACAAGUGCAAAAAUGAACAACCCCAAUAUUAAAGUGUUGAUUUAAACUUUUUUGUGAAGCAAAUAAAUAUUGAGCAUUCAAA